GUGGGGUGGGAGAGAGAAACCAAGAAAGCCUAUGUAACAAAAGAAUUGCCCUCUGUUUCCCAAGCAUCACAUUGUGUAGUAGUUGUUGGGUGCGGCCGAGACUGAGAAAAAGAUAAAAAGCACAGCAGAUUUUUUUUAGCAUUUCACAACACGAGAGGAAUAGUAUUAUUGUAUGUUGCUCCAUAGAAGUAGCAGAAGGGAAGCAAAAGGGCCUUACUUGGAGCAAGAAAGGCAGAUAGAGAUAGAGAGAGAGGGGAAAAGGCAGAAAGAGAUGGUGGGCUCUUCUGGAGCAGCUGCAACAGAGAGAAGCAAAGAAGCGGUUGGGAUGAUGGCCCUUCAUGAGGCCCUCAGAAGCGUUUGUCUCACCUCUUCAGACUGGACUUACUCAGUCUUCUGGACCAUUCGCCCUCGCCCGCGGGUCCGCGGCGGCAAUGGCUGCAAAGUUGGAGAUGAGAGUGGUAGCUUGAUGCUGAUGUGGGAAGAUGGGUUCUGCAGAGGGAGAGUUGCAGAGUGUAUGGGGGACAUGGAAGGGGAGGACCUGGUCAGGAAGGCCUUCAGCAAGAUGUCCAUUCAGUUAUAUAAUUAUGGAGAAGGGUGGGUACUGGGUUAAUGGGGAAAGUUGCAUCUGAUAAGUGCCAUAAAUGGGUUUUCAAGGAGCCUACAGAAUGUGAACCAAACAUCUCCAACUACUGGCAGAGCUCUUUUGAUGCUCUUCCGCAAGAGUGGUCAGAUCAGUUUGAGUCAGGCAUUCAGACUAUUGCAGUAAUUCAAGCUGGUCAUGGCUUACUGCAAUUGGGCUCUUGCAAGAUUAUACCAGAAGAUUUGCAUUUUGUGCUGAGAAUGAGACACACCUUUGAGUCACUAGGCUACCAGUCUGGCUUCUAUCUCUCCCAGCUCUUUUCUUCAACCCGGAACGCCACGCCACACUCUUCAUCAACUCUCAAGCAACCUAACCGCCCCCUGCCUCCACCCUUCAACUGGUCAAUGUCUUCAACACCCUCAGUCUUGUCUUCUCCGAGCUUCCAGAACUCGGUCAAUCUUGGAAUUCCACCAUGCAAAGACGAUUCGUCAUCCUCCCACAUGUUUCUCCUUCCCCAUUCAUCAUCAGAACCUCGAAUGGAAGGCAUGAUAAGAGACCAAGCGAAUGACAUCAAGUGGCCUAAUGGUCUGAGCUUCUUCAGUGCUCUUGCGGGGGGACGAGCAGAUGACGAUUCCCCUGGUAGGCUCCUAUUCAAUCCUGAAAACAGGAUGGACCAGAGCCAUCACAACGAAUUCCUUAGCUUGGACUGCCAUUACAACCCAUCACCACAUCGCGUUCGCCAUCUCGAGAAUAAUAAGUUCAAGAGGAGCUAUACGCUGCCUGCCCGAAUGGUGUCGUCCUCAUCCUCAACUUCACUGGAUUUGCAUCCCAUGGCAGAGUAUAGAGGUGAUGAGGCUGCAGGAAUGUGCUCAGAUGUAAUGGAACAUUUCCUAGACUGAUGUGCUUAAGAGGGAAAACAGGUUAAUUAAAGGAAAAGAAAAUCUCUUAGCUGUAUUUUCCACUUACAGUUUGUGCUUGUUUUAGCCUUUCGCUCAAUGAACAUUUGUGCAAUUUCUUGCACACUUCAUCUGUCCGAGCUAGAGAAAUAUGAUGGAUGUUUAAUUACUUGCAGUUCCUGCUAUUGAUUCUAGUAUGAGAUGUUGUUAAUCAAAGAAUUGCAUUGGCUAU
This is a messenger RNA of Cuscuta epithymum, 1708 nucleotides long. The record is from the annotation of a GenBank genome assembly. Lineage: Eukaryota; Viridiplantae; Streptophyta; Magnoliopsida; Solanales; Convolvulaceae.